Messenger RNA from Macrosiphum euphorbiae (potato aphid), 600 nucleotides. NCBI's taxonomy places the organism in Eukaryota, Metazoa, Arthropoda, Insecta, Hemiptera, Aphididae. The record is from the annotation of a GenBank genome assembly.
AUGGAUUUAUUAUCAGAUUGGGGUAUGAUAGAUUCUAUAAAACAAGAAAUUGGAUGGCUAAGUUUUGACUGUAUUUUAAACAAAUCUAUACAUUUUUCGAAUAAUAUUAAUGAUUUACUUAGUAGUAUGAAUCUCCCUGAUGAUAUAUUAGUUUCAAGUACGUUUCCUGUUACAAGGAAAAGCAGAAAAAAGAGAAUGUAUGAUGAAAUAUGCGAAGAUGAAUCACCAGAAUUACCACUAGACAAGUUUAGAGUAGAUACAUAUCAAACAAUAGUUGACCAGAUAACUAUAAGUUUAAAUGAACGUUUUACUGACAACAAUAAAUUGAUAGCAGAUGUUCAGUACUUAUUACCUAAAAAUUUUAAACUAAUUGAACAAAUGCCAAAUACUGCAUUAAAACAUUUGGAAAAUUUAGCAAAUUUAGAACACAUACAACUUGGUUUAGAACUUAAAAACUUAUCUAAAGUUUAUCCAAAGAUAAACAUGUCUACAAUAGAUAAAACUAAACAAAUAUACCAUCAGCUUGAUACUGAAUCAGAUGAAAAUACAGAUGACAAUGAAGAGAAUAUGUAUGAGAAUACAGCAUUUCCUUGUAAGUAA